CUACCAUGGCUAGUUGACCCGGAUCACGUGACAGCGCGGGGUUUUGUUGCUGUCACAGAUUUGUAAAGUGAAGAGCCGCGAGACAGAGCCGUCUGGAGCGCGCGCACUAAAAGAUGGAGCAGGAGCUGUCGGCGACUGGAGAUCGGGUUUUCGCCGCGGAAUCCAUCCUAAAAAGCCGCGUUAGGAAAGGUCGAAUCGAGUACCUGGUGAAAUGGAAAGGUUGGGCUCUAAAACACAGCACAUGGGAACCAGAGGAGAACAUCCUGGAUGAUCGUCUCAUCGCAGCCUUUGAGCAAAAGGAGCGGGAGCUGGAACUUCACGGCCCAAAGAAACGUGGACCUAAACCAAAAAACUUUGUACUAAAGGCACGGGCACAGGCGGGUGAUAGACCUCGAAGCUCAAAUCCCAGACGCACUCCACCUUGCACCACUGCAAAGCCUCCCACCUCUUCCUCUUCUACAAGUUCAGCUGCUCCUCAGUCUUCACCAUCCUCUUCCUACUCUACCGCUCCAACCCCCAGAGUGCACUCUCUCGCUGCUGCUCAUAAACUGAAGAAAGACAUCCAUCGUUGUCAUAGAAUGUCUCGACGACCUUUGCCGCGACCCGACCCUCUGGCCGAUCCAACAGGAUCCACAUCUUCACCCCGUCCUCCCAUCUCUCCAUUCUCUGAAACUGUCCGCAUACUCAACCGUAGGGUCAAACCUCGGGAGGUUAAGCGGGGACGCAUAAUCUUGAACCUGAAGGGCAUUGACAAAGCGGAAAAUGGUGGAGUAGCCAAUAGAAGGUCAGUGCAGUCGUAUACGGGGCGGGCGAAAGUCCCAUCCAGGAAUCGCAUCAUUGGGAAAAAGCAUGGGGACAUGCCUUAUAGGCCAUUCCAGCAUCCUAUGAAGAUGUUGGGCUUCCCAAUGUAUGGCCAGCCAUUCGGGCUUCACCCCUGUGGGCCAAUGUCCUCCAUGCCCAAUGAAGGGUCCAAUACUGGAGCCAAUCAAAGAGGUGGAAGCUCCUGUGGUUGCCAUUCCUCUGCAACUGCGCAGAAGUUUCAGUACCAACCUCCACCUUCUCCAUCCAGCUCCAGUGGGUCAAACGGCAGCUCCCCUUCAUCUCAGAAACAACUGACCCAACCUGAAGCUCCUACUUCAACUAAAUUGGGCUCCCCAGCCUCAUCACAUUCCCGAGAUGCCUCCAAACCUCACCCAAAGUCCAGCCUGACGCAAUUCCUCCCUUCCUCACCCUCUUAUUCGUCCUCCCCAUCAUCCUCUCCUGAAGAUGAAGACCAGGGCACUCCGAAUCUCACCACUUCUCGGGGCCGAAAACGGAAAUUUCGACAUCGAACCCAGCCGGGUCAAGCCUCGGUCAGCCAGGUUAGUGACCGCAAUAUUGCUACACUUCACGAGGAAAACAGGGUGCCAAAAGAGGGGGACCCCGAUUGGCACCCUGAAAUGGCACCCAGCUGUGCCAAUGUAGUGGUGACUGACGUCACCACAAACCUUCUCACUGUCACCAUCAAGGAAUUCUGCCAUUCUGGAGCGGGUUCUGAACCCUCCUCCCCUUGCCAGGCUGACAACCCACCCACUCCCACCACAGCUGCCUCUUGAAAGUCCCCCCUAAAUGCCCCCAGCCAAAAUAUCUGCCCACUUAACCCCAUGAGAACUUGCCAUAAUGAUAUUAACGCACCCUAAAAUAGUUGCCGGAAUUGAAAUUAAAAUGUAUUUUUGGUGAAAUUAAGAAUUAUUGAAGUAAUACUUAAAGGCAGGGUUGCUUCCCUUGACCUAUACUUUUUAAACAGCAUGUUAUGAUGGUUUUGUAGUGCUUCAUGCCUUUCUUCCCCCUCUUUUUUUCCCCAGUGAUCCUGUCUUUCCACAGCCUUUUUGCCCAGUAAUUGCACCUUGUCUUGUCACCACCAGUGCUGUAGAGACCGCCAUUCCCAUAUCUCCAGACCUAAAGUUCAGAAUCCACCCAAGAAAUGUUGAUCUCAACAGCUUUCUUGGACUCGUGACGGUUUUUUUUAAUCUUUUGAGGUGCAUUGUUAUUAGGAUACCAACCAAAAGAUGCUUCACUCAUGCUUUGGAAGUUCAGCCAGAGUGGGUGAAGAUCGUGUAUCCGCACACGCACUUGUUAGAUAACACUUAUUGUGGCAAUAUGCCCAUUUAGGCAUCCAACCCAUACAUUUUGAUCUCAUCAACUGUCUCCUUUGCUAACGAAGAACCAUUUCUCAUGAAGAACCCGUGUCAUCAUUGCGCUCUCUAGAUCUCCUGGGCGUAGACGUGACUGUAUUUAUAUGCACCAAGCUGCAAAAUCCUGAGGACAGUUAAGUUAUUUCCUUCCAUUUAAACGCUUUGGUCCAGAUGUCUGCCAAGACUCUAAACUGACUCAAGUGUGAAUGCUGAGGACUGCAUAUAAUGUGUGGUACUGUACGUUAAAUCUUCCACACACUCAACAACCCGCUUUCCUUAUUGGAGAAGUUCCUUCUCAUAUUUGCCUUCUGACUACAAUAGUUUGUGUUUCAUGUAAUAGUUGCUGUAUUUUGGGGGGGUUGGUAACCAGAGGUAACUUCUCUCAGAGCUUGAUUGAAGGAGUUCAAAUACCAUUUUAGAGACUUUGAGUAAGAGGGUCUCAAACCUACCAAAUAUAACAGAUUGCCUUGGUUGAUGAAACCCUCUUUCGCACUCUCGAACGAUAAAGUCCGGGACCAUGUUUAUGGCGAGUGUUAUGCUGGCGAGCUUGACUGCAGGUCCGACCAGGUGCUAGAAUUGCCAAUACAGACCUGGGAUAAAGCUAGCUUGUUUAGUUAGUUGGUGCUUGUGAUGUGUCGAUAUUGGUAUUGGUCCAAUCAUAUCAAUCUAGAUAUCUAUCUUGUCUGUGCAUCGGUAACAGAUACACACACACACACACAUAUAUAUAUAUAUAUAUAUAUAUAUAUAUAUACAUAUACAUAGGCUCCCCAUUAGAGGCUGUUUCUAUGGGUCGCUAUACUUAAGCCAUCCGCCAUAUUGAAACGGUCAAAGCCGGUCCGUGAACAUUUGAGAGCAUGUUAACUGCAAGCCGAUGGUUUUGCUUAAAGCAGCACUAUGUAGUUUUUUUUUCAAACUUUAUAAUAUUUUUCCAAAACCCUUGAGAUGGUACAUGAACUUACAAUAGGUUGAAUGACAGGUCUGCCAUAGCCUGACGAUGUCUGUAUCGCUUUCACUUGCACUCUGUAACUUCCGGGAGCGGGUAGGAACCCGAGCACACAAAAAAAAAAAAACUACAAAAUUCGGGUGCU
Messenger RNA from Pimephales promelas (fathead minnow), 3262 nucleotides. Lineage: Eukaryota; Metazoa; Chordata; Actinopteri; Cypriniformes; Leuciscidae. The record is from RefSeq and is a predicted model, not a curated record.